AAGAAAGAAAGAAAGAAAGGAAGGAAGGAAGGGGAAAGUCAGAUUAGUCACAAAGAAGUUUCCCCGCCUGUCUCUCUGUGCACUUAAAGCAGCCUUCUGAAGGCACUGUCUUCACUGCAUCUCUGUCCCUGGGACAGGAGCACAUAGCUCAUUUGCCCCCUACUCUUCCAGACUCCUGCUGUGCUCUUGGCUCCUUCCGCAACAGUUGCUGGCAGUGCAGCUGAGAUGGAAGCACAGACAAAUGUAGAGCCAAGAAACCAAACCCAGAUGGAUCAGGAAAGGAAGCCUGCAGAGAAUGAGUGGAAGAGCUGGCAAAGAGGGCAGGUUAGGAACACACUGCACCUUGUGUCUGCGACUGCUCAGUGGAUUUUACUGCUUGCCUGCUUGAUUUACCUUGCUAUAGGUUCUCUGCAACCCUCAAAGCCUUGGAGUCACCUUCACUUGGAAAAACUGCCGUGGACCCACAUCCGGUACACAGGAGAAAGCAUCAAAGGAGUAGCCAUGAAUUUCACUACUCAUGUAGGCACUAUUCAGAUCAAAAAUGGUUCCAUCAUGAUCAGCUGUGAUGGCCUCUACUUAGUGUCCUUGAAGGGCUUUAUCUUUUUUGCUGACUUGGAAGAGGGGGACUUGCGGAAGCUGACACUGCAGAAGACAGGCAAGAAAACCAGCAGGCCCCUCUGGGAGCAAACGGUACAGAAAAGGGACAAUGAAGUAAAUCUCACCACGGUGAUCUUCUUGUUUGAGGAAGAUUACAUCACCCUGUGGACCAACUCCAGCGCCACCAUCAGGGAUUUGUCGUUUAGCCUUGUGUUACAAAGUCCCUUCAAUUGCUCUCAUCUUCGGCCAUAGAAGAUGAGAAGAUACGAAAUUUAACAUGUAAAGUACAGCGUUUCCUACCAAUCUGUUUGCCUGUGGGAGGCUUGGUCUCACUGGCUCUACUUGUACAGGCAGACAGCUCUAGCCUCCCUCAUUAGGGCUGCAGAAAGCCUCAGCUGCAGU
Messenger RNA from Neopsephotus bourkii (Bourke's parrot), 999 nucleotides. It is a transcript of the gene TNFSF4, whose product is annotated as TNF superfamily member 4. The coding region runs from base 226 to 849 and encodes 207 amino acids. The transcript has 3 exons. The record is from RefSeq and is a predicted model, not a curated record. Gene Ontology annotation, molecular function: cytokine activity. Lineage: Eukaryota; Metazoa; Chordata; Aves; Psittaciformes; Psittacidae.